This is a messenger RNA of Rotaria sp. Silwood2, 1341 nucleotides long. The record is from the annotation of a GenBank genome assembly. Lineage: Eukaryota; Metazoa; Rotifera; Eurotatoria; Philodinida; Philodinidae.
AUGACGACCACUACAACCAAUAAAUCAGACACAAGAUUUCUUGGUCUACCAAAAAAUAAAACAGGACUUUUUGCUGCUGAUACUAUUCAUGAAGUUAAAUCUACAAGAAAUCACUUAAUAAAUGUUCCUGCAUUAUCACCACAAUUUCGUAAUAAUGCUUCAACAAGUGUAUUAUUCGCAUCAGCAGAACAAAAUCAUCAUCAAUUACAACAAUAUCGUUCAUCAACAAAUGAAAUUCAACAAUAUUAUCCACUUGAUGGAAAUAAUGCCUCAACUAUUGAUUCUUCAAAUGAUUCACGUUUAACAAUGAAUGGUAUAAGAAAUGGUUUUCGACCAUCAACAGUACGUCAUCAAAAAUACCGUUUAACAACAGCUACAGCACAACGAAAUAAUAUUCAAUAUGAAAAUAAAGAUUCACCACCAAAAUCAGCAUUUGUUCAAUCACAUGCUUCAGCUAAAUUAAAAUCUGAAAUCGAUCAUCUUAAUAAUAAAUUAAGAAAACAUGGAGAAUCAAGUGCAAGUUUUCGUUAUCAAAAUAAUCGAGAUUUGGAUGGUACUCCACAAAGUGAUUUUUCCUAUUCAACAUCAUGUCGUCUGUCUUCUGCAUCGACUAUUUUUACAGCUGAUCGUAUUCAUCAACGUUUUUCAUCAGCUAUAACAAAUGUUCCAGCAAAUAUAGGCUCUACAAUGCCUAUUAUAAAUGAUACAUCUAAUCAAACUUCACAAAUUAUUGCGGGUAUUACUCCAACAUCACCACCACCACCACCAUCACCACCAUUAGUUCAUGAAACAGAUGAUAAUCAAAAAGAUACAAUAGACUAUCGAACAACUCAUGCUUAUCAGGUUCCACAACAAUCAAAUGUUGGUAGUGACAGUAUCUUUAUAACUGAUGCACCAAUAGUUUCAUCAAUAAAAACACGUUCAGCUAAAUAUGAUGGUCGUCAAAGUGAAUCUAAAUCUGUUUCGUGUCCUUUUUAUGUUAUGUAUUUAACAAAUUUAGCAAUGCAACAACGACAAAAUAAAACUGAUAAUAAUAUUCAUAAUCAUAAUAAUGUACAUGAAUUAACACCAUUAGGAAUGUCAUCAAUGGUACGUAAAGUACCAUUUAAUUCACGUAUAAGUACAGCUCAUGCAAAAAAUCAAUCAAUCCGACGACAAGUGAAUAGUCCAAUUAGUAUGAAUACUUAUUCAACUAUAGACGAUGAAGAUUCUAUGACAAUUUCAACAUCAUUUCCUAAUAAUAAACGUUUAUCAGCCAAAAUGUCUAACAGUGACAAUGAAAAUUCUCAUAUGUUACGAGAUAUUCUUCGAACUUCAUCAUGGAAUCAUGUACAAGUAUAA